CCACCCGUCGUAGUCCCAGCCUCCGGAAACAACAUUAUUAUUAGUCCACUGCAGCGGGGAAAUCAAGUCCUCCAGUGCAUACGAAAUGUUGGACAAGAGUUUGGCGACAUCGUUGCAGACUAUCAAGUAGGACGAACAACAGGUGUUUUAUUCCUGAGCUUGAGAUACCAUCGUCUUCAUCCAGAAUAUAUCCACGCUCGCAUCGAGAGGUUGGGUCGCUCCUACAACCUUCGAAUCCUGUUAAUUCUAUGCGACAUAACGGAACAUCGAGACUCCAUUCGUGAGCUCACGAAAGUUUGUUUAAUCAACAACGUCACUGUCAUCGUAUCCUUCUCGUUUGAUGAAGCCGGUCACUAUCUCUCAACAUUCAAACAAUUCGAACACAAACCUCCCGACCUUAUCAAAGAACGCGUUGACAAAGACUACCACUCGACUCUGCGCACGACAUUGACGUCUAUCGGCAAAGUCAAUAAAACUGAUGUUGAGACGUUGCGCACAUCAUUUGGCAGCUUUGCGGACAUUUCCCGAGCCACUUCUGACCAACUCCAGAAUCUACCCGGGUUUGGCCAAGUCAAAGUGAAGAACGUCAAGAAUGUGUUCGAUAAGCCUUUCCGUAACAAUGCUACC
Molecule: messenger RNA, 627 nt
Organism: Laccaria bicolor S238N-H82
Lineage: Eukaryota; Fungi; Basidiomycota; Agaricomycetes; Agaricales; Hydnangiaceae
Exons: 7
Biological process (GO): nucleotide-excision repair; meiotic mismatch repair; mitotic recombination
Cellular component (GO): ERCC4-ERCC1 complex; nucleotide-excision repair factor 1 complex; nucleus
Molecular function (GO): single-stranded DNA binding; damaged DNA binding
Source: RefSeq, a predicted model, not a curated record